Molecule: messenger RNA, 1781 nt
Organism: Talpa occidentalis (Iberian mole)
Lineage: Eukaryota; Metazoa; Chordata; Mammalia; Eulipotyphla; Talpidae
Gene: GLT8D2
Product: glycosyltransferase 8 domain containing 2
Exons: 10
Coding region: 276-1334 (352 amino acids)
Cellular component (GO): Golgi apparatus
Molecular function (GO): glycosyltransferase activity
Source: RefSeq, a predicted model, not a curated record
CACAGGGUGGGGAGAAACCAGAGUCCUCUAAAGUCAAUGCAAGCAUAGGGGGCUGCGGCUGGGAGAGGACCGCUCUCUGGGAAAUCUAAUAUUGGCCGUGGGGCUCUCUAGCCCUUUGGGAUUUCCAAUGGAGUCUUAGAAGCAGCUGAAGCAGCAUGAAGGGCUGCAGCCCGGGGCCAGCCACAAUUUGAAUGCUCUGCCCUGCAGCUCUUCUGGACAUUGGAGCCCAAAGUCCUGCCCUCACCAGCCACAGGUCACAGUUUUUAUCCACGUGAAUGCACAUGGCUUUCUUACGAAAAAUUAAUCAGGUGUUGCUGUUUCUUCUGAUUGUGACUGUCUGUGGGAUUCUGUAUAAGAAAGUUCAUAAAGGGAUGGUGCUCAAGAAUGAAGCAGAGGAUGGCUCUGAGACUCCGGAGGAGAUGGAGGAUGAAAUUCCCGUGGUGAUCUGUGCAGCGGCAGGGAGAAUUGGUGCUGCCAUGGCUGCCAUCAAUAGCAUCUACAGCAACACUGAUGCCAACAUUUUGUUCUAUGUAGUUGGACUCCGGAAUACUUUGUCUCGAAUACGCACAUGGAUUGAGCACUCUAAACUGAGAGAAAUAAACUUUAAAAUUGUGGAAUUCAACCCAAUGGUCCUCAAAGGGAAGAUCAGACCAGACUCAUCAAGGCCUGAAUUACUCCAGCCUCUGAACUUUGUUCGAUUUUAUCUCCCUCUGCUUAUCCACCAACAUGAGAAAGUCAUCUAUUUGGAUGAUGAUGUGAUUGUACAAGGUGAUAUCCAAGAGCUGUAUGACACCUCCUUGGCGCUGGGCCAUGCGGCCGCUUUUUCAGAUGACUGCGAUCUGCCCUCAGCUCAGGACACAAACGGACUCGUGGGACUGCAGACCACGUACAUGGGCUACCUGGACUACCGCAAGAAGACAAUAAAGGACCUGGGCAUCAGCCCCAGCACUUGCUCUUUCAAUCCCGGUGUGAUCGUUGCCAACAUGACAGAAUGGAAGCAACAGCGAAUCACCAAGCAGCUGGAGAGGUGGAUGCAAAAAAAUGUGGAGGAAAAUCUCUACAGCAGCUCCCUGGGAGGCGGGGUGGCGACCUCCCCGAUGCUGAUUGUGUUUCAUGGGAAACACUCCACCAUCAACCCCCUGUGGCACAUCAGGCACCUGGGCUGGAAUCCAGAUACCAGAUAUUCGGAACACUUUCUGCAGGAGGCUAAAUUACUCCACUGGAAUGGAAGACACAAACCCUGGGACUUCCCUAGUGUUCACAACGACUUAUGGGAAAGCUGGUUUGUUCCUGACCCUGCAGGGGUGUUUAAGCUCAAUCACCACAACAGCUGAUAUAACCUGAUGUUAUGAACAUGCCCGGUACAAAAACGUGGAAUUGUCCAUGUGUAGCCUACCAUAACAUUGUUCUUUAUGAACAGGAUCUUUCACACAAUUGAAAUAUAAAAAACAAAACUCCUGUGUGCAAACUGUACCUUGGACAACAGGGACUGAUUUACUUCCUUUUGGAAAUCAAGAUUAGGAAAAGUAUACUGUUGAAGUAUAUUGUUGAAAGAAACCCAUCUACGUAUCGCCAAUUAAUCUGCUUAACUAUGCAUUACAAUUAAAUCCAUGCAUUUCAAAUUUUUUCUAAAUGUAUUUUUCAUGUGUAGGUAUUUUUUAAUGGGUUGCCAAUUUUGUCUUUUGUAGAAUAAUAUAUUAUUUUAUUUACGGAUGUCUGAAAAAAUAAAAUGUUCAUAGAUUUUUAUGAUUUUCAUUAUGUAUCUUAUUCAACAUGCUAAG